This is a messenger RNA of Mollisia scopiformis, 793 nucleotides long. RefSeq lists its product as uncharacterized. The transcript has a single exon. Lineage: Eukaryota; Fungi; Ascomycota; Leotiomycetes; Helotiales; Mollisiaceae. The record is from RefSeq and is a predicted model, not a curated record. The coding region runs from base 118 to 591 and encodes 157 amino acids.
UGAUCAACUCAAAUCGGAUCUUUUAUGACACGCUUUAGGGUCUCGGGGGAACGGCAUUAAUCUGUCGUAGAUUGUUUGCUCUGCCAAUUAAUCUCGGCCACUGCAAGAAACGGGACGAUGAGAAACAAAAAGUCUUCUCGAUGGCUGGCGAGCUUCACAAGUCGGCUUCAUUCUCGGAACCAUCAGCACGAAGGCAAUCAAUAUUUCACGUGUCGACCAAGUACAGGACGUCCCACAAGGCGCUGCUGCAAUGCACAGGAGUCUCAUGGGACCAACGAAGAUUGUGUUAUUCAUCUCGACAAGACACAUGGGACGGACACCAAGGUCCCCUUCAUAUCGAACUUUCCCUUUCGAGCGUAUUCUCAAAGUCUAACCUUGUCAGUAAGCGCUUCAGACGAUGUGUCGUCGAGUCUCGAUCCCUUCACUCGAUACCAGGAGGUCGACCACUCUGUGUCACCAUGCGAAGAGUUGUGCUUACUUUGCACCCCACAAACGCAAGGUCAAGACAUACAGCAAGCUAAAGACGAAGCCCAACAGCAAGCUCGUAAGAUGAGCCCAAUGCGGCGCGUAUCAAGACUUGAACUACAGUGAGUGCAUUUCAAGCUGCAGUUCGACGUCGAAUCGAGAUGUACCCUUGUCAUCAAGGAUUUCAAGACAUAGGUAAGGUUUCCUCCACACGUGAUCGUCGCAAAGUUGAUAUCUUCCCGCUGCUUUCAGACAGAGUGUCAACCUUCAAAGUUACAGUCCUUUUGCCUCAAUCUCAUGUCCUAGCAAAUAUUAAUAUCCAAAUUCA